GAUUUUGGCCCUGCGUCUUAUUCUCGUCUCUUCCGUUCUUGUUGUCUGCUGAUUGGAUCCAAAUCUUCCGUCUGACUGGUAAAACCCCAUCGAUCAAUUCCUCUUUCUUUCUCCAAUCCGUUUGAGGAACAUGUCAGCCGGAAACGAGGCGUGUAAAUAGAGAAAAAAAAGGCAAUCUUUGAGAUUUUGGUUUCCGGUAUAUAGAGCGAGAGGGUAGAUUUUGUGGUAAGAUGGGAUCCUCCACGGACAAUCUGAAGGGAUUCGUGCUGGCUCUGCUAUCCAGCAGAUUCGUCGGAGCCAGUUUCAUCAUCAAGAAGAAGGGCCUCAGAAGGGCGGCUGCUGCUUCUGGAGUCCGAGCAGGGGUUGGUGGAUACUCCUACCUCUUGGAGCCCCUCUGGUGGACUGGUAUGAUCACAAUGAUUGUUGGAGAGGUGGCCAAUUUUGUAGCUUAUGCAUUCGCCCCUGCAGUCCUUGUCACUCCAUUGGGUGCUCUAAGCAUAAUUGUUAGUGCUGUUCUAGCUCACUUUAUUUUACAAGAGAAAUUGCAUGCUCUUGGGAUUUUGGGCUGUGUUAUGUGCAUUGCUGGUUCAGUUGUAAUUGUCAUUCAUGCACCACAAGAGAGAGCAAUUACCUCGGUCCAAGAGAUAUGGAAUAUGGCAACUCAAACUGCAUUCUUACUGUACGUGGCUUCAGUUAUUGUCAUAGUCUUCGUUCUUGUUUUCCAUUUUGCUCCACUAUAUGGAAACUCAAAUGUCUUGAUCUUCACUGGCAUUUGCUCUUUGAUGGGCUCCCUCUCGGUAAUGAGUGUUAAAGCACUAGGGACAUCUUUGAAGUUGACUUUUGAGGGCACGAAUCAGUUAAUUUAUCCACAGACAUGGUAUUUUAUGCUGGUAGUGGUCACAUGUGUGAUAACGCAAAUGAAUUAUCUUAACAAGGCUCUUGAUACCUUCAAUACAGCCAUUGUGUCUCCAAUAUACUAUGUGAUGUUUACUACACUUACAAUUGUAGCAAGUGUUAUAAUGUUCAAGGAUUGGGACGGACAAGGUCUUGGAAGCAUCAUAUCUGAGAUUUGUGGCUUCGUUGUUGUUCUCUCAGGGACUAUUUUAUUGCACGUGACAAAAGAUUUUGAUAGGAAUGCCUCAAGAAGUCUAUAUGCUCCAUUAUCCCCAACCUUAACCACUCGACUUUGUUCUGGAAAUGGGGAAAUGCUGAAGCAUGUUGUGGAGGAUGCGGCAUAUCCAGAAGAUGCAUGCUUAAGAAGGCAGGGGCUCUACUAGCAAAUAAGGAGAUGAGUCUGUCCGAACAUUAUUUGGAAUGUCAAGAUCCCUCUGCUGAAAUCAUAAUAUAAAUUAUUUUUAACACAAAUCGACAUCCCA
This is a messenger RNA of Musa acuminata AAA Group (dessert banana), 1376 nucleotides long. RefSeq names its product probable magnesium transporter NIPA6. The coding region runs from base 231 to 1277 and encodes 348 amino acids. Lineage: Eukaryota; Viridiplantae; Streptophyta; Magnoliopsida; Zingiberales; Musaceae. The record is from RefSeq and is a predicted model, not a curated record. Gene Ontology annotation, cellular component: membrane. The transcript is spliced from 9 exons. Gene Ontology annotation, molecular function: magnesium ion transmembrane transporter activity. Gene Ontology annotation, biological process: magnesium ion transport.